Molecule: messenger RNA, 999 nt
Organism: Schistosoma curassoni
Lineage: Eukaryota; Metazoa; Platyhelminthes; Trematoda; Strigeidida; Schistosomatidae
Source: the annotation of a GenBank genome assembly
AUGAUUCGUCUAAAUAUGUAUGAUCACUUUGUUAUCAGUCAGGAGAUUAUGAUAUGUGAGCUCUUUAAAGCCAUAAAGUGUAGUAGAAUAGAAUUGAAUUUGUUGGAUGAUGCACUGUUGCUUCUUGAUGAUCUCAAAGGAGCAUCUCGCAAUGAAAUAGAUCAUUUAUGCGAAUUGCUGUUAGAAGGUGAUAGCUUCCAAGCUCUUAAAAAUUGGGCGUUUACACACAAGCCUACCAUCUUGUUGCAGUUAAAACAAAACAUUGCAAAUGAACAUUAUUUAAACAACUCAUGCUGCUGUAGUUAUUUGAAAAAAGCCCAGGUUAGUUGGGAGCGCAAAAUGUUACGAAGUCUAAAUUCAAUGUGUCAAGAGCUUGGAAUACCUCUAGGAAGAAAAAGAUCGAAAGGUCAUAAAGAAGCUGUUCUGCAAAACUGGACAGAGUUAUCAGUAUUUUUUAACAAACAAUCAGUUAUUAAGCCAGUAUUUGGUCCAAAAGAUCUUUUAGAUGUUCUUACAAGUAUUAAACAUCCACAAGUGAGAUCCACAUUUAAACAUUAUAAUUCAUCUAUGACUGCAACUUGGGGUCUAAUAAAUUUGCCUAUAAAUGUUAAAAAUUUGUCCGAUCUGAGAAGGUUUUAUGAACCGUUACAUAUCAAAAAUCCUCAAAUUGGUGUUGACAACUCAUUGGCGUCUACUUUUGAAUUAGUACAUGAACAGGAAGCUAAAGAAGUCAUAAGUCUUGACUCUUCUGAACGGGCACAACAGUUUUUGCGUCGUGGCUGCCCACUGGGUUAUCGCGCACGAUUGUGGGCCUUGUGUUUAAAUGCAAAAGUGACGGAACACGAUCGUCUUUAUUAUGAGCAAUUGAAAUCGUUUGUUGCAGAAAAUGAAUAUAUGACAGAUCAAUUAAUUUGUAAGGAAGUACAACUUACUGCCUCCAAUCAUGACAUGCACUUUGUGUUUUGUGACUAUACAUAUCAGGUAAAUAAAUGGUUAUAA